Messenger RNA from Porites evermanni, 8611 nucleotides. Lineage: Eukaryota; Metazoa; Cnidaria; Anthozoa; Scleractinia; Poritidae. The record is from the annotation of a GenBank genome assembly.
AUGGCGGCCGGCCCGAUAGCUGAAAGAAAUCAAGGUUUGUAAAAUAAUGGUAGUCUUUACACUACAUCCCAAUGUUUCAAGUCAAGUAUUUUCUUUCGUACGAAUACUGAACGAUUCAGAAACAAGCGAAGCAAAGUAACUUAAGCUACUCGAUUGAAGACGAGGUGGCGCUUUCAUUGCCGACAUUAGUUGUAGUCGUAAACAAAUUUUGAUGUAUCGCCGUGGCUCUUUAGUCGUAAAUCAAAAGAGCGUGUUCCUGUCCGAGGCCUCAAAUCUGAUAAGCUACUUGAUUCCUUAUGGUAACCCAAUUCGAGGAUUCCCAAACGCAAAAGCGGCGGAGUAGUUCGCAUCUGAAGUACAAAGAAGAGAGACCAGUUUAGUUUGAUUGCCAACCGAAGAAAGCGCAAGUCAGCUAAAUCGGUUAUAAGGAUGGUUUUCAAGUUACUUGACAGCCUGGUGCUAAGACUACCAAUGUUUUUUCGCUCUGUUUAGGUACCCGGUAGCUGGAAAUUGUUUUCAAAAUACUAGAUACUUGUACCCCUGGUAUCCACGUCCAAUAAAAAAAAAAAAAACUCAAAACUCUGAAUCUGCAGCACCCUUUUUGGCAGAUUUCUUUGCUGUCAUCACACAACUAUGUUGUCAAAGAUCAUUGUUUCAUUUAAUAAUAGCAAUCAUUGGGACUUUGAUUUCAUUGGAAAUACCCAUACAGAGUCUUAUUAUGGCUACAUUCAGGUGUUCAAGCAUUAUAUGUAUGUAUUCUUUUAUUCUAACAUAUCAAUGAAGUUGACUGAUUUGUUGUUUCUAAGAUGCCACAAUAUAUGUUGGAGGACUGGAUGAAAAAGUUUCAGAGCCUCUUCUAUGGGAACUAUUUCUCCAAGCAGGGCCAGUUGGUGAGUUAGAAAUACAGUCGACUCUUUCUUAACGGACACCUCUAUAAGACGGACACCUCUGUAAAACGGACACUUAGAGUUGGUCCCUGCCUUUCUUUACUAAACUUAGUGCCGGUCCCAAAGGUGUCCGUCUUAGAGAGAGUUGACUGUACACUGCAAAACAAAGACCUGGGGCAGUUUUGAGGGUGUACUUGAAUAAUAAAAAGCCUGCCUAACCCAUUGCAUGCAUGCAAUACAAUUCUCAUACACUUUUAUAAUGAUCUGGAAAUGAGUUACAACUUUGGUACCUGUAGAACUUACAUAAUGCUCUUUGAUGCAUUCAACAAUAAUAAUUAUCAUUUUAAUGACUGUUAAGAAAAUUGCAUGUUAAGUUAGAAGUGCAGAAAAGAAUGCUGCUCAAUUAAAAAAAACUUUGUACAUUGUUCUAUUUAAAACUUAAUGUAACUGUAUGGUAUAUUAUGUACACAUCUUACUUUAUGCCUGGUAUAUUCUUUAGUGACUUGUUUAAUGCAAACAUAAUAAGUGGUUAAAUUCUCUAUUUCUGUCAGUGAAUGUCCACAUGCCAAAAGAUCGCAUCACACAGCUUCAUCAAGGUUAUGGAUUUGUUGAAUUCCUUGGUGAAGAGGAUGCUGAUUAUGCUAUUAAAGUCAUGAACAUGAUCAAAGUUUAUGGAAAACCAAUCAGAGUGAACAAGGUACAUUUGUUAUCCUCAUUGUACAUAAUUACAUUGUAUUUCUGCUGAGUUCAUACUAACACCGUAAUUACCAAAAUAUAUAAUACUGUAAGCGCAAGGACUGUGGAAUGCAAUGUAUAUGGCCUCAUUUUUUCUUGUCUAUUUUAGAAAAAAUGGACAUUAAAACUCUAAGUUAACUUCUAGUGUGACUCGUGGGACUGCUGCUUUGGAAGACUCAGAGAGCAGUUCUACGUGUAAUAUAUUCAAAAAUAGUUGGUUACAUUUUGGUCUGCUCCACAGCCGUUCUUUGUUUCAUCAUUUGUUCUGUUUUAAAUCUAUCAAGUACCUUCAAUUUAAAAGGAAUUCUGUUCGAAAAUGGUACAAGAGUAAAUCAAUCAAAGUCAAGCCUCAAAUUUUCAGCAAAACCAGUCAAACAAGGAUUUUAUGACAGUCUUUACUGUCGUGUUGAAGCUGUAUGUGAGUUCACACCUGGUGAAGUUAUCAGGAUUUAUCUGCUGCCCUGGGCCAGGUGGUUCAAUGCUGGGUUAAGAUAACCCAGGGUCAGUGUGAAAUUUGAACUUAGAUAUGAGAGCUUAAAAGGCAAAUCCAGUUUAAUUCUCUUUGCCUACAAUUUGAUGAUUGGAUACUCUAAAAAGAAUAGAGAAAAUUGUCCGAGAGAGUGUUUUUGAUAAAAAGAAACUCGGGUUGAAAUGUAACCCUGGGUUAGGGCUAAACGGCGUUCAAACAACUGGGUCCAGAAAGUCAGAAACAAAAAUGUAAGGACAAAGACCCCCAAACUGUACUUAAGUUUGAUAUCAUAUAUAUUUUUUCUCAUCCUUGGCCAUCACUGUGAGUGUUAUACUCAUCAGGUAUUAAGAUAUUUAAUUUUCAACUGAUUUGUUUCCAGGCAUCAGCACACAAUAAGAACCUUGAUGUUGGUGCCAAUAUCUUCAUUGGAAAUCUUGAUCCAGAAAUUGAUGAGAAGCUGUUAUACGACACAUUCAGUGCUUUUGGAGUGAUCCUUCAAACCCCAAAGGUACCAUCAAACGUAUAGUAUAUACCUAAUUCAAAAAAAGGUUCCUUCUAGGCAAUUGGUCAUUGUCAAUAAUAUUGGCCAUUGAGUAUUUGGGCAUACAGAUCUCGCAGCAAUAAAUUGCUUCAUUGACCACCAAACAAUGGCUUCCAUGUGCAGAUCUUUAUUGAAUCAGGUUUAUACUCACUCUAUCUGUACAUGUAAUAUACAGAUUUAGCCAAAGCUAAAAGCGAAGCUGUGUUUUAUUCAUUUUAAAUUUACUGCAUACAAUGGACUUUAACAUUACUGGAAAACCGUAAGACUGAAAAACAUAAACUUGAGCCCAGGAUGAAUUGAAUUAAAAGCUAACAACUGGUCACUUUUUGAUAAUUUAAUAAGGGGUGUACUUGAUUCAUUGUAUUCUGGUCAGUGCAUAAAGAAAUGUGUAUAUUCAAACUUACAGUCAAACUUACUCUGUAAUAACAGUAGCCAGGCUGUUUACAAGGUCACCCCCAUCCUUUGUUUCAAAGUGAGGCUACAUGUAAUCGCAAAGCUACCGUAAAAUUCCGAAAAUAAGCCCCGGGGCUUGUAUUUUUCAAAGGCCCUUUUUAAGGGGCUUAUCUAUAGACGGAAAUUUACGUUUCAAAAUCGAUUGGGCCAGCCUUAUAGCUGGAAGUAAAUUUACUGUUUUUGCUUUGUUUUACUUUGUAUUUGAGGGCAAUUUUCCAGGCACAAGCCCUCAAGGGGGGCUUAUAUUAAUUUUGGAGAGGCGAUUUAAUGGAGGGUUUUUGUGUUACCAGUUUGGGGGGCUUAUUCUUGGAGGGGCUUAUUUUCAGAAUUUUACGGUAUUGAUUUAACAUCAUGAUUUAUCUUUAAAUUUUCAUGCAAACAAUUAUUACUCAUUUUUACUGUAGCAUCAUUUGGAAAGUAAGAGGUUUUGUAACUCGACAAAUGGCCUAUUGUUUUCCCACUGAAGUGGAAUUGGCAUAGAGCUUUAUUAUUUUAUUUUUACCAGAUUUCUAGAUUUAAAGAUUAUUCAUAAAAUGCCAAAACAUUAAUUUAUUUAUACAACAGUUCGUUCCAUAAAAUCAAUCAAUCAAUCGAUCAAUCAAACACUUUAUUUAACUUGUAAUAAAUUGAUAGCAAAAUCGCUAAUGUUGCUAUUGUUAUUUAAGUAGUACAAAAAGUUUCCAUGUUUGCAUACAUGUAGCCUGAUGUAAACAUGAGAGGAGUUGGGAGAAUUGGAGACAGUUAUGCAAACUCGGGACAAAGUCAAGGGUUUGCAUAACUGUUGAGAAUUCUGGCAACCAUUCAAAUCACUGCAUCUCUCCUAAGUUGAAUUUGUCAGAUAUAUAGUGUAUGAAUUCACAGAAUUGCCAACCUCAAAAAGGCAAAAAUCUUUGUUUUUUUUUUUAAUCUAUUUUGUAAGGCUCAUAAAAAUGUGUUUUGUCCUGUAUGGCCUCCUCAUCUCCAAUUACAUUUGUAUGGAACUUUACUUGUUUUGACCACUUUUUGAUUUCCUGAAGGAGGCAAAGCAUUUUAAAAGCAAAUUCCUAUGCAUAGCAGAUGUGCACACCAUGAAGUUAGUGUUCAGAUUGGACCAGCUAAAGUGAAAUACACUAAACUUAUUUAUUAUGAAAACACCAAUCAAAUACCAGGUGAGCUUUCGCGUGAAAACUUGGUAUCUUCACAUGUGAAAAUAACAUGUUAUCUUCACAUGUGAAAAUAUCACCAUUGCUAUGGCUACGUAAUAAACUGCGCCUUUCACACCAAAAAACUAUUAAAGUGAAAUGGUUUGGUAGUUCAUUGCUGUGCUCACUCGUGAAAUAUUUUUUAGCAGUCGAAGAGAAAUUGUGUAUCUCCGCGCAGCCAUGUAAUAUCCUCCAUGUAUGUACAGUGUUCACACCAGAUGUGGUCUUCUUUUUUAGAUAAUGCGUGAUCCUGAAACAGGCAACUCCAAAGGUUUUGCAUUCAUUAACUUUGCAAGUUUUGAGGCAUCGGAUGCAGCUAUGGAGGCUAUGAAUGGACAGUACUUGUGCAAUCGACCAAUCACAAUAUCUUAUGCAUUCAAGAAAGAGUCUAAAGGAGAAAGGCAUGGAUCUGCAGCAGGUACUUGUAAAUCAAUCAUAAUGUACAGCAGUCCAUAAGUUGUAUACUUUACUGUCUUUUAAUAAAAUAAUUAACAAUUAUUGGACAAGGUUGAGCAAAAUAUCACAUGAUUAAUUUGUCAUUGUUUGCUUCAGCCUUCAGCUUUGGCAAAUAAAAUUAAUGAUCUGCGAGACACUGACAAAUCACAAUAUAUUGUGUUAGCUGAGUCUAUUGUUUUAUCAUUCAAUCACUGAAAUUGUUUUUUUUUUAUGAAUAUCUUCUGGAAGCAAAGCAAUCCACAUUUUCAUGCAAGAGUGAUUGCAAGAAGGAGAAAAGCUUUCAUUUAUGCAUGAGCAGAAUAUUACUUACAGCCAAACAAAGUUGGGCAACAUUGCACAUGAGCAGACCAUUAUUUAUAGGCAGUUAUUUGCAGGUCACGUGGUGGGCUUUCGGCCAAUAAAAAGGAAGAAAAAUGUGCAACAAUUGAUAAUACAGUGUGUCAUGUGUAUGCUAGAGGUUGAAAAAUGCAGGUUAAUUAGCAAUAAAUUAUUAUUGGAUAAAGCUGAGUACAGCUUCGAUAAAUAGUGAAGAGUAAUGCCAGUCAAGGAGAGUCAUUAUCAAUUGAGUCUGUAUUUUUUAUAUCCUCAGGUAAGUUAUUCCAAAGUUCUGAGGCAGCAACAGAAAAAGCUCGUUUACCAUACGAAUUGAGAUUAAAAUAGGGUUUGACUAAUAAAUUUCUAUUAGAGGAUCUAAGAUUGCGGCUGGAUGUAUACAAUUGAAGGAGUUCCUGUAUAUAGAUUGGAGCUCGAUCAUGUAGUACUUUGUAUGUAAUUAAUAUAAUUUUAAAUUCAAUACGAAAGGAGACAGGGAGCCAGUGAAGAUCCCUCAGGACUAGAGUAAUUAGAUUCAUGUUAUUUCUAAAAGUCACAUGUAUAGUAUAAUAUUCUCAUAUUAUUCUGAGCACACUGUGCGACAUACAAAGCAUAAUUAUGGAGGUUUGACAUUAUUUUGAGGCCAUGUUUUAUCAUUGUAUCAAUAAGUUGUUCAAAUUGCAUUUAAACACCAGUGGCAUCAAAAUUAAUGAGUGUUUCCAUGGCAUGACAAUAGGACUCUCUGAUAGCCCUGAGCUACUUGUAAUGGAGUGACUUGUUGGACUAGCAUGUACAGAAUAUGUUGAAAUAAAUUUGUAUUGGUAAAAUGGGGUUGGUAGGCCUGCAUGACUGCUCCAGGGUAGUUAACUUCAGCAGCAGCUUGCCCUUUGGGUUUCCUGUUCAAUGUGGCAGUACAGAUAUAUUGUUACCUUAAGAGAGGUGUACAUGCUGUUUACAUGAACAUGUAAUUUCUAAUUUGCAAUAUAUUAUAUUUGCUUUCUAAACAGAGCGCCUCUUGGCAGCCCAAAAUCCUCUUGCUCAAGCCGACCGACCUCAUCAGCUGUUUGCAGAUGCACCGCCCACUCCUGUGGCAGCUGCUGUACCCCCAGCACCCCCAGCUGUUAUGCCACCUCCAGUAAUGACAGUACCAGUACCCAGCACUGUACCCAGUAUGCCUCCUAUGCCGGUAUCAGGACCCCCAAUGCCACCUGUUCCACCAGGCAUGCCUCCUCCAGGUAACAGCUGUCAACUGUUAAUUUUCUUUGUAUAUACAAAACCCUUUUAUUUCCAGCAGUUCACUACUUUCUACUUUAUUUUAUUUAUUAUACACUUACAAUGUACCAUACAGUGUACUGCCAGAGAGAAAAAAAGUAAGUCAGAACAUUCAGCUGUAAUGUUAUUUGCUUUGAUUUUUUCUGGAAUUGUAACUGUAGCAUUUUUGGCUAGAUUAUCAUAAAACUAUAACACUUCCAUCGACACAAUAAUAGACCAAUUUCAUUUAAUUCAUUGGCUACGAGGCUUGGAGAAAUAAAACAGAAACUGCUGAGCUUCAACAUGAUUUCAUUUCUUUUGUUCAGCCAAGCCUCGUAGCCAAAUAUGAAUUUUAAUAUAUCGCAAUUGGUCUUUUUUUUCUUUUUACCACAUAGGUAUGCCUCCUCCUGGAAUGAUGCCACCACCUGGUUUCCCGCCACCUGGAAUGUUUCCACCCAGGAUGCCUGGUAUUCCACCACCGCCUGGACAGCCUCCUGAUCAACAUCCUCCCCCACCACCACCAGGUCAAAUGCCACCACCUCCUCCCCCCAUGGGAGGGCAGUUCCCACCACCACCCCCUCCAAAUAUGAUGCCACCUCAGGUGAGUCUUCUACACACAGCUGUUUUUGUGUUUGUUGUCACGCAAUGAUCCUUCCCAGGAGUGUUGUGUGACAACACCAAAAUGGCUAGGGGAGGGAGUUACGUACAAAAUAAUUACGUAAAAGUUAUCGGGUUAGUCUGUGCUGCUUUAUCAGUGUGGGAGGAAAAAAUAAUUUUGGGAACAAGUGUGGCAACGUGCUGUGAUCUGCCUGAGGCCCUAAAGAAAAUUCUUAAAUGUUAAAUGAGUGUUUGGAAAACAGAUCAUGUUCUUAUUUGCAUUUUAGUUUGUUUUUUCUUGUUUUUUUUUUUUUUCUGAAAUAAUUUUUUUUCAGGAGAAAUGUUUGACAUUUUACACUAAAUUUCUGGUCACAAUACAUAAUGUACAUGUAUGAAACUCCUUGAAAUUCAUCAAAACUACUCCUCUGCAUGUCAUAAUUUCAUAUUUCUUCUCAAUGUUUGAUCCUGUGAUGUAUUAGUAACACUGUGUUUCAUAUUUGACAUAAAACUACUUGACUCCCGGCUGGCUCUUUGGACAACCAGCUCUUACAUUAUUUUUGCUUGCCUAUGGGGUUGAGUUGCAUUCUUGGUAUAGUACACUUUAUUGUUUGUAAAGCUGACGUGCCUUGGCCCUUGUCCAUCUGCUGAGCUUAGGGGUAUAGAAUGGUAAAUGUGAGACUUUGCGAGUCUGUGAGACCCAGGUUUCAAGAUUCGAGACUGAGAUCGAUACUCUCUAAGAUGCAAGAUCACCCAAAAAAGAGAUUUGAGACCCAUCAAAAACACUUCUAAAAUUUUGAGAUUGGGCCAAAAUUUUCCGAGACCCACGUUUUUCAAGGAACCAUUCUAUACCCCUAAGCUUGAAAAUUGACUUGCCCGUCAAGAAAGUGUACUUGUCCCAGAAAAUCCAGAGAGCACUUGCCCCUGAGGACCUGCUUUAGUGAAGAUUUGAAUGUAAUCUGUAACAUUUUCACUUAAAUGUUUUUUCCAUCAGCCUCCGCUAGGCCAUGGUCCUCCCCCCGACCAAGGCGGGAUGCCACCCAGACCUCCUAUGCCAUUCCAUCCUCCUCCUGGUGGUAGACCACCCAUGAUGCGUGAUAUGGGACCACCUACCGGUAAUAUACCAAGUUUGUUAAGUUCCGGGCCCCAGCCACUGAUGCAGACACCUAUCAGAAUGCCGCCUGGAGGUGAGUAUAGUCUGACAACUUGCUCUCAAUAAAGCACAGUGCUUGCUUGCAAGCUUGAUUGUGUAAGAGGGAGAAAAAAACCGUUGCUUCUACCAAAGCUCUAAUUUUGCACAUGUACAUAUGGCCCCUUGUAAGGGAAUCGUGGAUUCUGGAUUCCAUGCAAUGGAUUCCGGAUUCCAGGUACUGGAUUCCGGAUUCUUUGUCAGUGGAACUGGGAUUCUGGAUCCCAAUCGCUAGUGAGAUCUGAGUUCCUAGAGCUGAAGUCCGCAUUCCAAAGCCCAAGAUUCCGGAAAAUUCCACACGAAACAUUUCCCUGAUUCUGAGUCCACAGGCAAAUAUUUCUCAGAUUCCUGAAUCCGGAUUCCCUUACAUGGCAUUAAGGCGAUGCAAAAGUCCCUUUUAUGUUAUAUUACACGUGAUCUUCUUUUCUGUGAAUUAUUUUUUGUGUAAAUCCUCAUAAUCAACUCCAUCAAAAUCUCUCUUUUUCAGGUCCUAUGCCUCCUGGUGGACCGCCAAGGUUUCCGCCUCCUCCACCUCCUCACUGA